Molecule: messenger RNA, 1653 nt
Organism: Saccharomycodes ludwigii
Lineage: Eukaryota; Fungi; Ascomycota; Saccharomycetes; Saccharomycodales; Saccharomycodaceae
Gene: UBX5
Product: DNA protein crosslink repair co-factor UBX5
Exons: 1
Coding region: 1-1653 (550 amino acids)
Biological process (GO): proteasome-mediated ubiquitin-dependent protein catabolic process
Cellular component (GO): nucleus
Molecular function (GO): ubiquitin binding
Source: RefSeq, a predicted model, not a curated record
AUGGUAUCAGAAGACGAUAUUGCCACUUUUCUGGCCAUUACAAAUGUCGACUCAACAGAUAUAGCAAAACACUUCAUUGAUAUGUCUGGUGGAAAUUUAGAUACGGCAGUAUCUCUAUAUUUUGAGCAUGGAUCAACUAUUACCCACACUAAUAAUAAUAAUAGUGGCGACAACCACACACCAACAAAUAACAAUGAUGAUCUGGCACUUGCUGAAAGGUUACAAAAUGAAGAAAACCAACGAAUCGAACAACAACAAGACAACAACAGCGUCAGAGAACCAAUUCAAGUGAGACAUGAAACUUUAAUAGAUACUUCAGAAACAAUUGUUUUCCCAAACGUUUCAUUUGGAGGAAUUGGAGGCAGAUUUAAUCCAUUAACUUCUAUUUCCACUAAUCAUCCAAGGAGUGUAUUUAACCAAAAUCGAAUAGAGAUUCUUGAUGACGAUGAUGACGAUGAUGAUGAUGAUAAUGAUUAUGAUGACGAUGCUGAUGAUGACCCUAUUGAUGAAUAUGACUACAAUAACUAUGAUGAUGAUGAUGAUGAUGAUAAUGAUCACAUGGAUGAAUAUAAUAACGAUGAAGACAUAGAAUUUAUUUCUGAAAACUAUCGUUCAAGAUCUAAUCAUACUCGUUACAAUAACAAUAAUAAUGACACUGAAUAUGGUGAAGACGAAUUUGACCGUGUUCAUGAGGUGGAGGAAGAAGAAUAUGACAAUGAUGAUUAUGAUAGACCUUAUCCAAUACGUACAAAUAAUCGCCACAGAACGCAUCAAGAAAAAUUGGCAAUGUUAUUCAGACCGCCUUUUGAUUUAAUACAGAAUAUAACUUUAGACGAGGCUAAACUAGAAGGCAGAAGAUCCAAUAAAUGGAUCAUGAUCAAUAUCCAAGCAGUUGAUGUUUUUCAAUGUCAAGUAUUAAAUAGAGAUUUAUGGAAAGAUGGAAGAGUGAAAAGGUUGAUUAGUAACAACUUUAUUUUUUUGCAAUAUCACUACGACACCAUAAUAGGACAAAACUAUUGUCAGUUUUAUGGCUUAUUAAACGGGAAAGACUCUUUACCUCAUAUAGCUAUACUAGAUUCUAUAACUGGUGAAAGGUUAAAACAAUGGAAUACACAAGUUCCUGCUACAGAAAGUUUUAUCAACGAGCUCGAUGAAUUUUUGAGUUUGAACCCUAUUCCUGGUACUGCUCAAUCAGAACCAAUAGAACAAAAAAGCUUGGCUGUCGUUUCUGGCACUACCUCUGAUGAUGAUAAAAAUAUUGACACAAAUACUGCUUUUAGUGGUACCGAUGAUUCUAUUAAAAAAGGGGGGGGGACAAUAGAAGAAGAAGAAAAAGAAGAAGAAAAGCAAGAAUUAAGUGUAUUUGAUUUAAUUGAAGCUGUUAAACGUCCAGAACCACAAAAUACACCUGGCGUAACUACAAGGUUGCAAAUAAGGACAAGCACUGGUCGUAGAAUAGUACGUAGAUUUAAUAUUGAAGAUAAAGUACGUGCUAUUUAUGAAUACGUUAAAGCUGAUUUGGGAGAAGAUCUUAAUGGAGUUAGAUUUUCCUUAACUACACCACAAAAUAAAACAAAUUUGUUAGACAUGUUAGAUAAGACUAUUGGGGAAGCUGGAUUAAAAAAUAGUAGUUUAUUACUUGAAAAAGAAUGA